Molecule: messenger RNA, 1634 nt
Organism: Punica granatum (pomegranate)
Lineage: Eukaryota; Viridiplantae; Streptophyta; Magnoliopsida; Myrtales; Lythraceae
Source: RefSeq, a predicted model, not a curated record
CCGGGCCCACCAUGAGCCCCCUCCGUGCCUGCGAUGCUAAACCCAGCGACGGACAGUAGACUACAGACUACAGAGAGACCGGAAAUGGCUUCUCGCGCUCUCUCGCUCGGUCUCCGGCGACGGCCGAGGCUGUUCCGGGAGGAUGCCGGCGAUCGUAGUUCGAGUUCGGUGCUUGGCAGAUGGAGUUUCUGUAGAUUGCUGUCGUCCAGUGGCUUCGGCGGUGAGCUGCUCGAGGAUGCUCCGGCCGCCGAGGAGAGCGACGACUUGAGGAGCAGGAUCUUCAGGUUGAGGCUUCCGAAGCGAAGCGUGACGAAUGUUCUUGAGAAAUGGAUUGGUGAAGGGAAUCGCAUCCCGGCUUCUGAGCUGCGGCAGAUUUCCAAGGAGCUCAGAAGGCGUCAGCGCUACAAGCAUGCUCUCGAGGUAUCGGAAUGGAUGGUUACCCAUGAGGAGUUUGAGCUACUGGAGAAUGACUACGUCGUGAGGAUUGAAUUGAUGACAAAGGUUUUUGGUGUUGAUGCUGCAGAGCGCUACUUCGAAGGUCUACCUCCAGCAGCAAAAACUAGUGAAACCUACACUGCUCUCCUACACUGUUAUGCUGGGGCAAAAUUGACUGGCAGGGCGGAGAACCUGUUUGAGAGAAUGAUGGAUUCAGGCCUCUCUUUCAGUGCUCUUACAUACAACGAGAUGAUGACCUUGUACAUGUCAGUUGGAUUGGUGGAGAAGGUUUCAUCAGUUGUACAGGAAUUGAAGAUCCGUAAUGUGGCUCCAGAUGUAUUCACUUACAACCUUUGGAUUAGUUCAUGUGCGGCAACUCUGAAUAUGGAAGAAGUCAGAAGAAUCUUGGAUGAAAUGAACCACGACCCUGGUUCUAAAGAAGAGUGGGAUAGAUAUAGGCGCCUCACAAAUAUUUAUAUCGCCUCAGGUCAACUUCUGAAAUCGGAGCGUGGUGGCCUUGUUGAAGCUGAUAAGCGUGUAACGCAAAGAGAAUGGAUUACAUAUGAUUUUCUUAUCAUCCUCUAUGCUAGCAUGGGAAACAAGGAAAAAGUCGACCAAAUAUGGAAAUCAUUGAAGAUGACGAAAGAGAAAAUGACUGGUAGAAAUUAUGUUUGCAUCCUGUCUUCAUAUCUGAUCCUUGGGCAUUUGAAAGAAGUUGGAGAAGUCCUUAGUCAAUGGAAGCAAACUGCAUCACCGAAUUUUGACCUUUGUGCCUGUAAUAGGCUGAUGGAUUCUUUCAAAGAAAUCGGGCUGAAAGAAAGAGCCGAUGACUUUCAGAUCCUUAUGAUUGAGAACAGCUGUUACCCUGCUGAGGAAUCGAAGUGAAGAACAAUGGAGCAGCACGCCCUUGUGAGUUGGGCAAAAGCAGGACUUCCCUCCUAUCAACGCGGUGGGGAGAGUAGCUGUUUCAGAAUAUGGAUACCUGCAGCAGGUGUACUUAUUGAAAUGCAAUCUUUUAGGUCCUAUGCAAGGAUCCUGUGAACUGCUUCAUGUUUCUGUUCUUUGAAAUGCUAUAGUACUGCUCAGAAUUUUAAUCAUGGUGCUUUUGGACACCAUAUCUUUCUAGAGAAUAAGUCAGAGAGGAGAUACUCUAAAUCAUUUAAUAUAUAACCAUGUAAAUUUUCGUGCCAGGCAUCCAA